Anopheles darlingi is the source of this 596-nucleotide messenger RNA. RefSeq lists its product as uncharacterized. Bases 50 to 475 code for a protein of 141 amino acids. The record is from RefSeq and is a predicted model, not a curated record. The transcript is spliced from 2 exons. NCBI's taxonomy places the organism in Eukaryota, Metazoa, Arthropoda, Insecta, Diptera, Culicidae.
AGUUGCGUGCAGUCAGUGGAGUCAGCAACAGCAGUGCGACCGGAUCGCGAUGUGGAAUCCCGUGCAGAUCCUGUGCCUUAUCCCGGUGUUCGCGGUGGCCUUGCUAGUGGGAAUCGCGGGAGUGACCUCCUAUCCCAUCUCAUCAUCCACCGCGUCCCCAGCGAUCUCGGCGAACGAGCUCGAUGCGCCACUCGAUCUGGAAGGAUCCCCGAUUGAUCUGACGACCACCACCAAGAAGACGACGACGACGACGACGACAACCGAGAGGAUCCCGGUGUUUAACCGGAACCGGGUGUCGCUGGAAGUGGCCUCGGAUCUCUUCUCCUCCUCCACCAGCGUGGCGCUCGGGCUGAGCAACAUGCUAGGCAAUAUGGUCCGGCGUACGUCGGUGCGUAUCGCCCAGCUGGUGCGCCUGUUCCAGCCCCUGUUCGGUUACCAUCUGAUGAUCGACGUACCGAAGGAGCUGGACACCUGAAAAUCUCUUCUCCUCCUCCUCCUCCCGUUCCUUCCGUGAAGCAACUCCUCUAGUAGAGCUACUACUUUGUUGUGCUACUUUUGAGCUAACCAUCAUUAAUAAGAAUAAUUUAUUCAAGUGU